Molecule: messenger RNA, 1848 nt
Organism: Drosophila takahashii
Lineage: Eukaryota; Metazoa; Arthropoda; Insecta; Diptera; Drosophilidae
Product: neprilysin-4-like
Biological process (GO): proteolysis
Cellular component (GO): plasma membrane
Molecular function (GO): metalloendopeptidase activity
Source: RefSeq, a predicted model, not a curated record
CAAACAGUCGAUCCAAAGUUUAAACAGAAGAGCGUACCAAAUCGGUUCAUAAACAUGGAAUUAUUCCAAAAGAACUUAGUUAGUCUACUGAUUUUCUUGCUUAUACUAAUAAUUCGGACAAAAGGCGCUGAUGUCAUCACCAAUUACGAAAGUGAUUACCUAGUGUCCUAUGCGAAUCGUAUGAAAUCCGGGAUGAACUUGAGUGCGGAUCCUUGUGACGACUUUUACGAGUACUCUUGUGGAAAUUAUCGUUGGAGCGCCGAGCUGUUAUACAGAAUGUUGCACACUUGGGAAGGUGACUACAGCUUAAAAUACCUCGAGGACAAGAUGGAACAUUUAUUGGGCAGUAUUGAUCUGGCGGAGUCCCUCAAUGUGUCUAGCGAACUGAAGCUGGCCCAAAGGUUCUACAACGCCUGUCUGAAAGCUGAUCUCCAUCCAUUUCCUGCUGCUGAUCCACACUAUCUCACACUCAUUCGUUCGAUCGGAGGCUUUCCCGCUGUGGAUGGAGCCAACUGGAAUGCCUCCACCUUCAGCUGGUUCAACAUGAGCGCCCACUUAAUCAACUACGGGGCAGAGGGUCUGAUAGACGAUUAUUUCGAUUGGAAAUUUCCUUUUCAGCCUAAGCUUUGUUACGAACGCAUUGGUUUUGAAGAAUACGGGAACUCGAUUCCGAACGACGAGGAACGAAUGAGCGGUUACCUGAGGUCCUUUCAGUUGCCGGAGGAUAAAAUUUCGGAAGUGGUCGCCGGUGUGUUUGCAUUCCGGAAAGAAGCGUGGUCCAUAGAUCACGAGCGACAGCCAGGAAACUGCGAAGCCUUCGAGGCCAAGUACUUCGAGAUCGUUUGGGACGGGGAUAAGAUCGUUUGGAACAAGGAUCAACAAAGAAAAGACGAGGACUGUUCUUACUACGUUGUAGAGUUGGACAAGGUAUGUGCCCGUCAUCCAGAGGCGGUGGCCAAUUAUCUGGCCAUGAAGCUGCUGCGCGCAUUGGAUGCCAAACUCCGCAACUCUGAAGAACAAAAACAGUAUUGCAAGAAUGAACUGCAGAUCUCAAUACCGUUCCUCUUCAGCAAACUAUUUUUGGCGGAUCACAUUCCUAAGAAAAUAAAGUUGGAAGUGUCGGAAAUUGUGGAGGAAGUACGGAAUAGUCUGCGCAGAUCGCUGGACAAAAAAGGAGCGGAUUUGAUUUGGGGAAAGUCUCGAAAAAUUCUCCGGGAAUUCCCCUUCAACUUUACCCAGGUCAACUGGUAUGCGGAUCGGGUAAUCUCGGAGAUUGGUAGCCUGGAAGUAGUUGACGAUAGUUACGCUGCCAUCAAUAUAAUUAUGCGACGCCUUUUUGUUAAAAGCAGUAGAUACACCGCUCGUCACUCCAUGGACCUCCCCAUAUCGUCCAAGUCACCUGAACACAUGUUGGGUAAAUUUUACGACUUCGACAGAUAUUUGCAACCACCCGUUUACCACCCCACUUGGCCAGUAUCCUUCAAAUUCGGGGCCUUGGGUAGUUUUAUUGCGCGACACGCCUACAUAAAUAAUGAGGGCUAUUACGAUGAACAUGACAAACAAAUGGAAACAGAUAAAUUGCGAUUGGCAUUCUCUGCCUAUAAAAGCCACAUUAAGCACCUUGUAGACGAUCAUAAGCAGGAUAGGAUCAACGAGACGAUGCCAGGACUUGACUUGUCGCCGGAUCAGCUAUUCUUUCUGGGAGCCACUCACAUCUUUUGCGCCGACUCCGAACCCAAAGCUAAGGAAAUAGCUCUUGACUCCUUAUCGGGAAACGAAGAGUUCCUUCAGGCCUUCAAUUGUCCUGCAGAAUCUCGCAUGCGUCCUGUUUGGUAUAGGAGACAUUAA